AUAUCAUCCUUUUAGAGUAAAAGAGAUAUUUUUAGUUUAUAUGAAACAGAAAUUGAUAGUUUUUAUUUUGGAAUCAUAACGAGAGAAGAGACAAGGCGAUCAACAUUGACCCAAGGUUUUCUUGCCAAAACGCUUUACAGCGAUUUCAAUUCAGUUUAGGGGAGGAGAUCUCAACGUACUUUAUUUGGGCGUUUUUAAGAGUGAAGUGAAGAAGUAUGGAAGAUUCCAAGCAAUCGACCCGCAAGAGUAACAAGACGGAGAUCAUAGAGAUUUUCGAGGAUCCUGUCCAUGGCCCCAUGGAAUUCAAAUGCAGCCUGCUGCUGAAGAUCAUUGACACGCCACAGUUCCAAAGACUCCGCGACAUCAAACAGCUUGGGUGCAGCUUUUCUGUCUUCCCUGGAGCAACCCACACCAGAUUAGCCCACUCAUUAGGAGUGUGCUAUCUUGCCGGCGAGUUUCUUCGUCUACUACAGAAGAGUCAACCUGAACUCGGGAUAAAGGACAAAGAUAUUCUCUGCGUGCAGAUUGCUGGCUUGUGCCAUGACUUAGGUCGCGGGCCCUUCUCUCAUGUCUUCGAGAAUGAUAUACUUCCCAAACUCGGAAUCAAGAACAAGAAAGGGGACCCUCUGAAGCAUAUUGACCUGACCUUAAUGAUGUUUGAUCAUCUAAUUGAGGAGAAUGAUCUGAUGGACACAUUUCAGCAGCAUGAUAUCAGAGACAAUGACAUUCAGACCAUCAAAGACAUUAUGGAAGGAAACCUUGAUGGGUGUAAAGACGCAAGAAAGCGCUUCCUCUUCGAGAUCGUGGUCAACAAGCGAAACGGAAUCGAUAUCGGAAGAUGGGACGCCCUGGCUCGUGAUUGUCACCAUCUGGGCAUCGCCAACAACUUCGACCACCGGAGAUGCAUGAAGUUGGCUCGGGUGAUCCUCGUACCAGAACGAAAAGUCGAGGACGACAAAGGUGGACGGGUGACCAUUCCAGAGGAACUCCAGUUGUGUUUCAGGAAUAAGGAAGCGGACAACUUGUACGAAAUGUUCCGUGGUCAGUAUAUGGUACAAAGGAAAGCUGGAAAACAUAAAGUCACCAGUGUCAUGGAGCACAUGAUCAUGGAAGCCCUGGUGAAGGCCGAUAAACAUGUGAAGAUUUUUCCUCCUAAAGACGAAGAUGGGACCAUGCUGACCAUGAGUGAGGCCCUGGAACAACAGGACAUGCAUGCAUUCACAUUCAUGACAGACAGCGUGAUAGACCAGGUCCUGUCCUCGAGUGAGGUCGACCUAGAUGUGCACGUAGCCAAGGAGAUACUGAAGAGGGUCCGAGCGAGGGAUGUCUACACGAUCGUCGGUGAGGCCCUCAUUCCACCAGGAGCAAGACUAAGGAGUCAAGAUGAAAUCGCUGAAAAGAUCUCCAAAGCGGAGAUGGGGCUUCCCGCCGAGGACGUUGCAGCUCGAGUGGUGGUGCUCAACUACGGACAGAAAGAUAAGAACCCGAUGGACUCUGUAUGGUUCUACUCCAAACACAGCCCAGAUGAUGCCUUGGCUCUGGCAGAAGAUGAGGUUUCCUGGAUCAUUCCGAAGAAAUUUCAGGAGCGUUACGUACGUCUCUACUGCAGGAAACCCGAACAAGCGCCCAAGGCGACGGAACGAUUCAAAGAUUGGUGUAAGAAGAAAAACUUCCCCAAAGUUAGGGAAACCUUGGAUAAGGUCCAGUCUUACUUGGGAAUAUGAUCACGUUGGAAAGGAACCGAGGAACUGUACUACACGAAAUUAUAACUACAAUAUGUCUCCUGUCAUAGGCUUAUUCCAAUUAUUAUAUGAAUAUAUAUGCUUGUGUGUUUGUAUCAUGAUGAAAAAAAUCGGAAACAUGCAUGUAUACCAAUUUCGGUUUCAAAAUAUUAUUGUCAUUUGAUCUAUAUUCUAAAAGAAUUAGGAAUGAUUAGAAUCAAACUGUGAACAUUUAAUUUGUCAAAAAUCAUGUGAUAUGAAGUUUGAAAAGGGUAUUGCCUAUCAUUCAUUCAUUCAUUGCCCAUUUUCUUUUCUCAUACGUUAUCAAUACACUAUUUCAUUAAACACUCACCAUAAAUGUUAGUCAAAUUUCAGAUGAUUACCCGAUGGAUAUUUUCAUGAACGGGAGGGGGGGGCAAUAUUAAACUAUUCUCAAUCUGUUACGUGUCAUUUUACUUCUGAUAGCCUAUCACAAGUAGAUCGAGGCUCUGUAAUGCAAAUGUUUGCAAUCAAUCACUAAAUAAUCAAUCAAAAUCGCUAGUGCAUGCCCAUUUUUCAUUCUAGGAAGUAGUUGAGAUAAAUAGGAAGACGACAUGUGGUUGUAACAUAUAGUAAUUUCAUCAUCAGUACACAAAAUAUAAACCCCUCAAAAAAAGUUUGGAAAUCUGUGUUUGGCCAUCAAUUUCUCCCAACUCCCAAUUUAACACAAUGCAUAUUUAACAUCAUUCAAAAGAUCAUUUAAUUCUUUUUAAAAUGAUACCAUGCUUGUUAUGAUCAUGCCAUCACGAAAAGAACAGAAUUCAAAAGUGUUGGAUGAGGUCUGAAUUGAAAAGCUGCAAAACGAGCAAAAAAAGUUUGGAAAUCUGUGUUUGGCCAUUAAUUUCUCCCAACUCCCAAUUUUACAAUGCAUAUUUUACAUCAUUCAAAAGAUCAUUUAAUUCUCUUUAAAAUGAUUCCAUGCUUGUUAUGAUCGGUCAAUACACAUGAUACAGAACAUUAUUCUUUUGUCUGCGUCAAUAGAGAUGAAAAUCCUUUCAAAUCAAGCCCCUGCUUCUGUAGUGAUGGUUCUGUGAGAUAACAUGGUUUGAGUCGUGGUUUGAAAUACCCAUGCAUGUUUGUUUGUUAUGUGUUUGCUUGUGCAGAGGUGUGUUUGAUUCCAUGUUAAUGUUGAUGUUAAGGUGCAUGAAAACAAUUAAACAUGUUAAAAGAAACCGCUGAGAAACUCACUCAUCACCACUGAAAAAAAGAACAGUGACUUUCAAUAUUGUGUCAUUUUGCAACUUUUGAAUUCUUACCUUGCCCCACAUUUCAAUGCAUUGCAACUCCAUGUGAACCAUAAUCAUAUCAUGUAGGGUAUCAUUUUAAAGAAAAUUAAAUGAUCUAUUCAUUAAUAUUAAUUACACAUUGAUAUUUACUAAUACCGAUCAAAGUCAAAAGAAACCGCUGAGAAACUCACUCAUCACCACGGAUAAAAGAACAGUAAAGUUCAAUAUUGUGUCAUUUUGCAACUUUUAAAUUUUGAACUUGCCCCACAUUUCAAGGCACUGCACCUCCAUGUGAACCAUAAUCAUAUCAUGUAGGGUAUCAUUUUAAAGAAAAUUAAAUGUCCCAUUCGUUGAUAUUAAUUAAACAUUGUUAUUUAUUAAAUCCGAGGAGGGAUUAUCGAUCAAAGUCAGAUUUCCAAACUUUUUUUGAGGAGUUUAGUAUUUGGUCAUUUUGCCUCCGACGAAGAUUCUGCUAGGAUCGAAAGCUUAGGCCCGUUUUUGACUUUCGAGUUUAGUAUUUAUCAGUUCACCUCUUUGAAUUCACGUUUUCAACAGGAGCUUUUUUAUAUAUGAUAAUGCGAAUGUGUCAUUUAAAAGUUUUGUCAUUUUUAAUCAAGUAUAUAAUGUCAUUUACCCAGAGAAAUGUUGUCAAGCUGAGUUAAAGUAUAAGCGUGGCCGAAAUUCAUAUAAAUUUUGAUGGCGUUGGACUUCUUACAUGCAUGAUGGAGGAUGAUGUACAACUACAUUCAACUUUAUCGAAUUUGCAUGUUUAUUUUUAGAAUAAACGUGCGUUUGCGUACAUUUCAUUUUAUAUACUGUAUAAUCCAAUUUAUUCGUAUUAUACUCAAAUUCAUUCCUUAGUAGUUUUAAAAUCUUUAUUUAUCAGGAUUUAUCAUUGUUAUGAACAUUACACAUGUCAUGAAUUUAUGGCCUUUCAAUCGAUAGAAUUUGAAAAUUAUAUUCCGUUAUGUUUAUGAGUAUGGUAAACGUUUAUGAAAAUUUGGAAUAUGUUUUCCUUAACAACUGCAUUAUCUUAUUUUUUUAAAGAAUGUUUAAUAGAUUAUGGGUCUAACUUGAAUAUUCAGUUAUAAUUAUGCGUUAAUUUUUGCGGAAUUUUGAAUAUGUUAUAGCUGAGGCAAUUUAUGAUAUUUGAUGGGUGUAGUACAGGUGUAAUUUUUUUUUUAUAAUCGACUCUACAUGGUCUAAUUACUGUGGUACGUACAUACAUAAAUUAUUUCGCUACUUUUGUUAGAAUAUGGUACAUUUUCAUGCAGUAUAAUGUUAUUGAUCAAUUGAUGAGUUUACACUUCCCUCAAUAUGAAAAGAAAAUAUGUUUAGUAAGGUACCAUCAAGAUCAUGUUGCAUAGUGUAUAACAGUAAAAUCAUGAUAAUAGAGAAUUUAUAUCGUUGAUUUUAUCAGAAAAGAGUGCAUUUUCAAGUAAUAUCAUGUCAUUAUAAAUCCAGGGGUACGAGGGGGCCAGUCAUCAUCCAUUAGGGCAAGUCCCCUCUCCCGACCCGAAAAAAGGAAGUUUGGAUUUCGUAGAAUGGGUUCGACUCUGCAAAAUAGAUAGUUCGCUAAUAGCUCGCCGUAAAACAUGUAAAUUCCGGCUGAUGGCAGGCCGCAUUCACUUAUUGAUGUCGAUUAUCUUGUUAACAUUUUGGGGUUACAGAAUGCCCGACAAUUAAAAUCAUUGC
Messenger RNA from Lytechinus pictus (painted urchin), 4681 nucleotides. RefSeq names its product deoxynucleoside triphosphate triphosphohydrolase SAMHD1-like. The transcript has 13 exons. Lineage: Eukaryota; Metazoa; Echinodermata; Echinoidea; Temnopleuroida; Toxopneustidae. Gene Ontology annotation, molecular function: dGTPase activity. Gene Ontology annotation, cellular component: nucleus. Gene Ontology annotation, biological process: dGTP catabolic process. The record is from RefSeq and is a predicted model, not a curated record. The coding region runs from base 216 to 1724 and encodes 502 amino acids.